UUCAAGGCGAGUUUAUGGCCUCGAUUGAAAUCCAAUUUGAAGUCCGCUCCUUCCUUCCUGAGUAGAGAGAGAGAGAGGUGGAAGAAGCCUUCAGAUCCGGACGCCGCCUUCUUCGCCCCACUCCGGCCGCCCUUGAUGGGCCAAUCGGCAUCCACCCCAUCCCCCACAUCCUUUUCCUCCUCCUCUAGCCGCCGCGUUAAGCCACUCUCAUCCUGUUCUUCUGCGGUAGCGGCCUCUGCAGCUAAGGAGCUAGCGGUAAUGACGAACGGAGACGCCGCGUCGGGGAGCGGUGCCGUUUGUCCGUCAAGGGACCAUACCUUGGACCUCCCCGACGAGUGCCUGGCCCUCGUCUUCCAGUCCCUAGGCUCCGGCGACCGGAAGCGGUGCUCGCUGGUGUGCCGGAGGUGGCUCGUCGUCGAGGGUCAGAGCCGCCACCGGCUGGCACUCGACGCCCGGGCCGCCCUCCUGGAGGCCGCGCAGGCCAUCUUCUCCCGAUUCGACGCCGUCUCCAAGCUCGCUCUCAAGUGCGACCGCCGCGCAGACAGCAUCGGCGACGAGGCGAUCGCGCUCAUCGCCGCCCGGUGCCCCAACCUCACCCGCCUCAAGCUCCGCGCCUGCCGUACCGUCACCGAUGCCGGGAUGGCAGCCGUUGCCGAUCACUGCCCAAGCCUCCGCAAGCUCUCCGUCGGGUCAUGUACGUUCGGCUCCAAGGGCAUUGAGGCCGUCGUCCGGGGCUGCGCUCUGUUGGAGGAACUAUCAAUUAAGCGGCUCCGCGGCCUCCCCGACGCCACCGUCAUCGGAAAUGUCGUUGUCAAAGCCGCCUCACUCCGAUCUGUCUGUCUGAAAGAGCUCUACAAUGGUCAGUGCUUCUCGCGGCUCAUCGCCGGAUCCUCCAAUCUCAAGACCCUAAAGCUCAUCCGAUGUUCCGGAGACUGGGACAGGCUACUCGAGGAUGUUGCCAAUAAGGUCCCUGGAAUCAUCGAGAUCCACCUCGAGAAGCUCCAGGUCAGUGAUCGUGGCCUUUCCGCGCUCUCCUCCUGUGCCAAUCUCGAGAUCCUUCACCUUGUAAAGACCCCGGAAUGCACUGAUGCGGGCCUCUCAUCUGUUGCUGAACGUUGCCACCUCCUCCGCAAGGUCCACAUCGACGGAUGGAAGACCAAUCGGAUUGGUGAUGAAGGUCUCAUAGUCGUCGCUAAACAGUGCCCUAACCUUCAGGAAUUGGUGCUUAUUGGAGUUAAUCCAACGGCUCGAAGCUUAGGGCUUAUAGCGAGCAAUUGCCGCAACUUGGAGCGCCUUGCCCUUUGUGGCAGCGAAACCUUUGGGGACGCCGAGAUCACAUGUAUUGCCUCCAAGUGUAUGGCUUUAAAGAAGCUCUGUAUCAAAGGAUGCCCGGUAUCUGACCAGGGAAUGGAAGCCCUCGUCGGGGGUUGCCCAAAGUUGGUGAAGGUGAAAGUGAAAAAGUGCCGGGGGGUGACGCCAGGAUGUGCAGAUUGGUUGAUGACAUGCAGGGAUGGGAUGCUGGCAGUCAACUUGGACAUCACCGGACCGAACGAGCAACAGGAAGCGAGUGUUGGUGAGAGUAGGAUUAUUGAGAGUAAUGAGCAAUUGGUCGAUCAGAUUGGAGCUGUUGAACUUCUCCCGUCGAGCAGUACCUCUAGGCCGUCGCCAUGGAAGACGCGGAUGGGUUAUUAUGCUGGUAGGAACUUUGUCGCCUCUGCUCUCAGAAGAUGGUCCCAUGGAAGUAGCAACUCCAAUCAUACAUGAAAUGAAAUGAUGUCUUUCUUUUGCUUCUUACAUUGCUAAGUGUUUGAAUUUGUAUGUCAAUUAACUCUUCAUGGCUAGGGUUGUUAUGUGCUACUAUUGCUGCCCAUAAGCUGUUUAUAUUGACUUCUGAAAGUAAACAGUUGGUAGUGUUGCUAUC
Molecule: messenger RNA, 1921 nt
Organism: Musa acuminata AAA Group (dessert banana)
Lineage: Eukaryota; Viridiplantae; Streptophyta; Magnoliopsida; Zingiberales; Musaceae
Product: F-box protein At1g47056-like
Exons: 1
Coding region: 136-1764 (542 amino acids)
Biological process (GO): SCF-dependent proteasomal ubiquitin-dependent protein catabolic process
Cellular component (GO): SCF ubiquitin ligase complex
Molecular function (GO): protein binding
Source: RefSeq, a predicted model, not a curated record